UAUAUUUUUUAGCUUUUAAUUUCGCGUUAUUUAUUGUUUAUUGUUAUCAGUUGCAUCAUAAUUUAGAAUCAUGAGCGAAAACGCUGAGCCAAUUGUGGAAUCUGAGGACGUGGAUUUGGAGCCAAGCUAUUCGGUCAUAAUAGUGGAUGCGCAGCUGUUGAAAAGCGUAUCACUCGAUGUGGAAGAUGGCCCUAAGCCCGCAAUUCCCGCAAAGCAAUCAUCUGAGCGAAAAAAUAAAAAUGCUUCUACUAUAAGUUUUGGACUAAUGGAGAAUACUUCUAAAGCUUCUGGGUUACUAUCAAUAAAUGCAACAGAUUCGUUGAAGCCCUUGAGUGCAUCAGCCUACUCAUUGCAGCGAAAAACCCGUCGGACUGCGAUCAAUGCAAUAAGCUCUACUCAUUUAGCAACUAUACAAAAUUCAUUAGAUAAGGCCAGACAGAAGGCAAAGGACAGAAAGAAGCAUAAAGGGCGAUCGCACACCAACUUGGCUAAGCCGAUGAAAAGUACAGAAGGCUUACAACCAGUUUCUCCCUCAGUUAUCUCAAUGCAUCGUACGAAACGUAGAACUGCCAUUGCUAAAGUAGGCCACAGCGCAAGAAUGACUUGGAGGGCAACAAUGGCUCCUGGAUUGUCCCAUCGAAGAGUCGGGACAUUUUCUACUUCUGCAAUAAACCUGGCUGCAUCCAAAUCUGCAUCCGAGCAGCCCUCGCCACUCACUCUGAGAAAGGCCAAAAGGCGUACCGCAGACAAUGCUCAGGAGCGAUAUAGUGCAGAUGAAUCCAAUGAAUCGACAAGCUCCAAGACUCCAUCAUCAGAUUCAUCAGAGUUAGAUGACGAAAAUGAACUGACGGAACGGUACAUUUUUCUAAAGACAUUUAAGGACCUGCCACGCUUAAGCGAGAUGUCGGAUACGUUGAGUGCCGAUAUUCGGAGGCUUGAGGCGAAAAGAGUUGAGCUACGCAAACCUGAUGAUAUGAUGGGUCAGUUUGUGGAUAAAUUGGAAUCCACAGAAGCAAUACAGACGCCUACUAUUGAAUCUGUAUAUGAGGAAGGCGAGGCAGAGUCCGAAGAGUCUGUUCAGCUAAUAGAAAGCCGGUCCUCAGAAGAUACAGUCGUAUCCAUGGCAAGCUUCAUAUUGGAGCCGCAAGAAAAUGAAGAGCUCUUCAAGCCACACGUCCAUGUUGUAGAGGUAAAUGAGGAAGCCGAUGUAGUUGAGCGUAUGACCCAGCUUAAGGUGCGAACUGAAGUGGAUUUCGAUGAUCCCAUAGAGGUGAACAAAAUGCGACAACAUCAGCAGAGUAUUGAAGCCUGUCAUCAAUUUUUACAAGGCAUUAUUAAUCAAGUCGUUCAGGACUGUGAAAGCUAUAAGAAGCGUUUGAUUCGCGUCUUGGACAAAUUUAAAAUGCAAAAACGAUUACGUGCAUUAGUAGAUCAGUAUAUACAGCAGCGUCAACGACAUGAGCAACUUACCAAAUUGGUCACCGAAUACUUUCUGCGAAAGAAACGUUUUGCGUGCAUCACCGAACCAAAGAAUCAAGAUAAGAUUAGCGAAUCGCGCUAUAUACUAGCCCUAACUGAACUGGAUAGGUUUUUGAAGCAUAAAAAGGAAAUGACCCUGAAGCACAAUGAGCUGACACAAAAGCUAAAGGAGGAAGUGACGGCUAUGCAUAUAUUAGUUGAACAUACGGUCCAUAAUUUUGAGUCCUGUGUCAAGUCAACGCUCUUCGAGAAGAGAGGAGACGAGUUUACGCUUCUGAAGCGUGUCGUCGACGAACUUCUAAGGCGAAUUUCUCAUUUUGGUAAUGAGGUGGCCAAUAUUAGAUACUGCCUGCUCAUGAAGCAGCAUCAGUUUGCAGCGAUAUUAAAUAAAUUGGAGAAAAUGGAAGAUAUAGGCAAUGGUCUGGAGAUGCGCGAAUAUCUAACAAAACUCAAUGAGGUGCAGGUUUUGUAUAAAAAAAUUGAGGAACGAGAUGCAGAACUAAAGCGAUAUAAUAGUAGAAUCAAUUACGAUAUACAUUCGAUGGCUCAUCUGAGAUGUAAGGAGCAAAUGGUGAUAAAAACUACGUCGAGACUAAAAUCGAGGUUGGAGUCACGCAUGAACCUCAAAACUUCAUUGCGUCGUCGCAUAUAUGAAGGAAAGAUUCAACAUAAUAAAAUCUUGAAGGAGACGAAAAAAAUCAAAAAUGAAGGCUGUCUUAUGCACUAUCCAGCGCUCAUGCGGGACUAUGAUGAGAAUAUGGCGAUACUUAUCCAAAAACGAUCAUCGGUGGAAAGGUUACGUAAUGAUCAUGAUCGUCUAACCGCUCGCAUAAAACAGUUGGAGGUUCAGCAAAUAUCUUCGAUCAAGAUUGAUAAGGAAAAGAGUGCUGAUGCGAAUCUGAAUUUAAAUGAAGAUAAUAAUUAAAAAUAUUAUUGGAUAAAA
This is a messenger RNA of Scaptodrosophila lebanonensis, 2422 nucleotides long. RefSeq lists its product as uncharacterized. NCBI's taxonomy places the organism in Eukaryota, Metazoa, Arthropoda, Insecta, Diptera, Drosophilidae. The transcript has 4 exons. Bases 71 to 2404 code for a protein of 777 amino acids. The record is from RefSeq and is a predicted model, not a curated record.